GAAGAAAUCAACCAAAAAGCACUUCUUCCGAUUCAAACAACACUAGAUCUCCGAUCAUACACAUACACACCCCAAAGAUCCAUCAAAGAUAUGAGCAAACCGAUGACCGACUCAGAGGUGAUCUCUGAAAUGAAGAAACUCGUGGCCUUUAUCAAACAAGAAGCCAUGGAGAAAGCUCGCGAAAUCAAAGUCAAAGCCGACGAAGAAUUCUCGAUCGAAAAGGCGAAGAUCGUUCGUCAAGAGACCACCAGCAUCGAUGCGCUCCAUGCCAAGCGUCGCAAACAAGUAGAAGUCCAAAAACGAAUUACCCAAUCUACGCUGAGCAAUAAGGCCAGACUCCAACAGCUACAGAUGCGAGACCAGCUCCUCCAGGAUGUGUUUGAGGAGGCCAAGAAAGGCUUGUCUGACUUGACGACUGAUCAAGACAAGUAUCGAGGGAUCCUCGAAAACCUUACUCUUCAGGCUUUGUUUUCUCUGAUGGCUAAAGAUAUUGUGGUCUCUGUUCGACCGCAAGACCGCGAGCUUGCCGAACCCGCCAUCUCGAACGCGAUCCAAAGAUUCAAAGAGGAGUCGAAGAUCGAUUGCACUCUGACGGUCAAUGAAGACCUUUCUAAAGACUCGAAAGGAGGCGUGGUGGUUUGGGGCUUCCGCUCGAGGAUCAAGGUCGAUAAUACGCUCGACGAACGGCUCCGAUUGUUGGAAGAAAAAAUGUUGCCGGAGAUCCGGACUACCUUGUAUGGCAAAAACCCUAACCGGAAGCACGAAACAUGAAGCUCAGUGUCUGCCAACUGAGUCUAUACACUUUGGCCUUAUAAUUACCUCAACAAGUGUCCUCUUUUAAUCACAUUCAGACGUCUCUUCUCAUGUUGCCAUGUCACCUUUUUUUACAAACUUUGAUGUUCUUUUUUUUGUACUUUAUUAUUUUAGUCUCAGCUAUCUCCAUCUUUUUACCGUUUGGUUUCUCUCUUUCUCUUUGUUUUUUUUUCUGGGUAAUCUACCUAGAAUUGUGAAAUUG
Messenger RNA from Puccinia graminis f. sp. tritici CRL 75-36-700-3, 1015 nucleotides. Its product is annotated as ATP synthase (E/31 kDa) subunit. The transcript has 7 exons. Gene Ontology annotation, molecular function: proton-transporting ATPase activity, rotational mechanism. NCBI's taxonomy places the organism in Eukaryota, Fungi, Basidiomycota, Pucciniomycetes, Pucciniales, Pucciniaceae. Bases 91 to 771 code for a protein of 226 amino acids. Gene Ontology annotation, cellular component: proton-transporting two-sector ATPase complex, catalytic domain. The record is from RefSeq and is a predicted model, not a curated record. Gene Ontology annotation, biological process: proton transmembrane transport.